AUGUCUAAAAAUAUAAGUGAACUUGAAGAGCUCAUAAAAUGUAAUCUUUCUAUUAUUGAAAACCAAUUAUCAUCAUCCACAUCUCAAGAUAAUGAUUUUCAGCAAAUGUUAAACAAUCUUAUUAAUUUAAUAAACAGAACAAUUGUUGCUUCUAAACAUUGUAAAAAACUUGUUCAGGAGCAAAAUGAAGAAAUUAAAAGUUUUCUAUUAGUCAAUACAAACUUGGUGUGUGAGGUUGAACAUUAUAAAAUUUUUGGUGCAAACAUAUUUUAUACUGUUAAUUGA
Molecule: messenger RNA, 285 nt
Organism: Dentiscutata heterogama
Lineage: Eukaryota; Fungi; Glomeromycota; Glomeromycetes; Diversisporales; Gigasporaceae
Source: the annotation of a GenBank genome assembly